Molecule: messenger RNA, 1456 nt
Organism: Copidosoma floridanum
Lineage: Eukaryota; Metazoa; Arthropoda; Insecta; Hymenoptera; Encyrtidae
Product: methyltransferase-like protein 25B
Source: RefSeq, a predicted model, not a curated record
AUGGAUGGAAUGGAUGAAAUUCAGUAUUUUAAAGAAGUGAUAUUGUUUUUCAAAGAGUUUCAAUGGCUCUACAAUAUGCCUGUUACUAAAAUACUGUGUAGAGGUUCGUUAGACUCGUUACCCGCCGAUUGGUUAGAAGCCUUAAAAGACAUAGAUAACAAAGAUUUGAAUGAUUUUGUCACUGAAUUUAAGACACAAGAAAAGUGGCCAAGAUCUUUGCUCAAUUUUGUUGAAAGUUGUCGCAGUUUUCAUAAAUUACCAACAUCUAACAUUUCGUUAUCGUCGAUCUCAUUGCCUGAAUUGUUCCUCAAAAAGCUAAGUUUAAAAAAGCAACACGAAAUAUUUUAUUUGGCACGCUUAGUCCAUGAAAAAUGUCAACAGCAAGAAAUAUCAUUUGUAGUCGAUCUUGGCUGCGGUCUGGGGUACAUUUGUCAACUACUCAACCAUUUGUAUGGAUACCAAGUAUUAGGUUUAGAAUCGAAUGUAAAAAACGUAGAAGCAGCUAAGGUCAGACAGAAAAAUAUUUUUCCCGAUUCCCUUUCGGCAGUUAAAUACGUUUGCUGUACGAUAUCUAAGGAUUCUUCAGAGUGCAUUGAAUUCAUUGUUAACCGAGAGUUUGGAGAGAUCGAAAGUAUGUGUUUGAUUGGCUUACACGCUUGUAGCGAUCUCAGUGUGCACAUGUCAAACAUAUACUUAGAAAUGGAAAAGGCUAAGCUGCUAGUUUUAAUUUCAUGUUGUUAUCAUAAAUUAAGUCUCAAACAGGUUGAUUUGGAAUGUAGUGAUAAAGAAUAUUUUAAUUAUUUUCCUUUGUCAAAGACUUUGGAGAACACUGUAAAGAUUUUAAAUGUUGAUGUUGGAGAAUUUUUGAGGAGACCAUUUAUGCGAUUAGCUUGUCAAGAAACGUCAGACAGGUGGCUUGGACUUUCAAAAAAGGCUCACAACGAACAUUCAUUCCAUGUUCUUGCAAGAGCAGUUCUUGAAUUAUAUGCUGUCGAAAAUGACCUGCAAAUAAAGAAGCUUGUCAGGAAGGCUACCCGAAAAUCUCAAUGUAUCGACUUCGAGACUUACUUGAAAGACUGUAUGCAACGUUACACAUUUGAAAAGCAAAAAGAUUGUGAUGUACACAUGACACAUUCUGUUCCUUGGGAUGAUAGAACGAAAAACAGUUUGAUAAUACUGUGGAAAAAUAAUUUAGAGAAACAAGAAAGUAUAGAAGUGUACACUGGCUUACAGUUACUUUUACAACAUGCCGCAGAAUCUUUGGUUUUGUUUGACAGAUUGCAUUACUUAAGGGAGCAUAAUUUUGAAGCUGAUAUUGUACCAACCAUGAAUGGAUCUCUAUCACCUAGAUGUUAUGCUAUAAUAUCAAACAAAAAGCGAAAGCUUUGAUACGUAGCGUGAUAAAUAAUAAAACUAGUAUUUAUUUUACAUAUACAAGUAUAAAUAAAGUAACAAC